Molecule: messenger RNA, 5655 nt
Organism: Symbiodinium sp. CCMP2592
Lineage: Eukaryota; Dinophyceae; Suessiales; Symbiodiniaceae
Source: the annotation of a GenBank genome assembly
AUGAGUGGCACAGGACUCGGAUGGCCCGCUUUAGUGCCACCAUACCGCAACCGCCUUGAAGAGUGGUUUAGCACGCCUGAGAAAUUGUAUGCCUCAUUCGACACGAGGGAAGAGCUUGUAUCAUUGCUUAGGGCUUGCGAUAACACGCUUCUUGAAAGUAGCCUGCAGUUGAUUGCGGAUGCACUUCUUGAAUGGCAUGCAGACAAUGCCCGCACAGUUGCGAGUGGGCGCAGGGAAGCAAGGAGGCGCUUGACAGAGUGCUUGCCCAGUGUCCCGGGAACUGGCCUUAGCUUGCAUGAGCAUUACAAUCAGAUCGCACUUCAGAGUCCACUUGCGUUGCUUCCGGUUCUUCGCAAGCGGAAGUUAGCUACUGAUAGGGUCGUAGAUCGCGGUGCCAGGGCCACUGAAGAGAUACGACUUCGGCAGGAGUAUGCAUUGCGUCUUGCAGCCAUCAUGCAGGAGGCGCAACUGCCGGUGUGCAAGGUGCUUGCAGGGGUCAGCAAUGCCGAGGAAGCCUGGCCACGGCUGUUCGGGACCCGUCGAUCCAAGACAUUGAGGAAUCGCUUUAGGGCUUGGGAUAAGUUUCGGGAAUGGUUGCUUUAUAGCCGUGGCAGAAGUUAUCCGGAAGGGGUAGCUGAUGUGCUAGAUUAUGCCAAUGAACGAUUCCAGGAAGGAUGUGGAAAGACAGUUCUCGAAAGCCUGCAAGCCUCUCUCAGUGUAAUUGAGGGUGUAGGGCGCGUGCCGUCCACGCAGCAGAUAUCUCAGGAUCCCACAUGGCAGGCGCAGCUCAAAAGUUACACAGCCGAUUUGGUUUCGGCGGCACCGCCGGAGCAGCCAGCCAGCAUGCUCACCGUUGCUAUCAUCCUCGCAUGUGAGAUCUUCGUUUGCACGCCUGGGGAGCCUAGUUACUUGAGAGCAUUGGGCUUUGUUUGCUUAUUGAUGGUUUGGGGAUCGCUUCGGGCUGAUGAUGUUCAGGGGCUCCUGCCGCAGACCAUGCUUCUGGACGAGCGAGGGCUUAGCAUUGAUCUCGCGCGGUCCAAGACUACAGGGCCCGACAAAAGGACCCACACCGUCAAGGUCUUCGUGGAACGGAGUAUCUCUCUGACAGGGCAUGAUUGGCUGAAGGUCGGAUAUGCACUUUGGAAGGAUUUCGAUUUUGAGAGGGAUUAUUUGGUUUUGAAGGCCAAUGAAGGUUUCACGGAACCCCUUGAGAAGUCGGUGCCUUCCUCCACGGUGGCCCUUUACUUCCGCAAAGUUCUCAGUGAGUUGAAGACGCCCAAGCGUGAGGGGCGCACCUGGAAGGCCAAUGAUCAGCGUCCGCUGCUCCCAGGAUACACUUCCAGUCAUUUUACGGGCCAUUCUGCGAGGAACUUCCUUAGUUCGGUCGGAGCGGCCAUCGAUGUCGACCCCAGGGAGCUUGAUUAUCUGGGUCGCUGGAAGGUAGGUGGCGAAGGUUCUGCAACCUACAUUCGCACUUCUAGGCAGGUUGUGCAUCGUCUCCAGAGUCACAUUGCUUGUUCUCUUGUCACCGGACAGCCUAAGCACUACAUCGAGGUGGAUUCCAUCAAGGCUUUGACGGACUAUGCAGCUAAGGCGGGGGAGAGCGAAUCUCAGGUUCGUCGCCGUCACACCCUCCUCGAGGGAUCCAAAGGCUUGGGCGGAUCGUGGCCAACUCUGGCAUUGGAAGUGGGUGUUGCGGCACCACCUUCUCCGGUCGAGCAGGUCUCGAUGCCAGGCAGCCGGGGGAAUUACUUCAUCGUUACCUCUCGCACCACAGGCCUGAGGCGUUUGCACAUGUUGGGCUGCUAUGUCAAACCUGAGAAUUGUUACGAUGUAAAAUUUGUCAAUCAUGUCGGCGCGGAGGACGUCGAUAACAUUUGCAAAGAUUGCAAAGCAAGAAUGAAGGCUCAGGCCGGAGAGGAGGAAUCAGACCCCUCCAGCAGUGACAGUGGGAGGAAGUCUCACUCGGCGCAGGCCGUGAGGUGCCGACGGAUUCUGCAUCCUGUCACAGGCCUCAGGGCGACGGGUGGACACAUCGCAGUGCAGCUAAAGGCCUCAGGGCGGCUAGCAAUCCAAGUCCUACAGGGCCACAGGCGAUUCCAGGCAAUCGCCGAUUCCCGGCCGGAAGCUCGGGCUGCUGGGAAGGCGGACUUUGGUUUUGAUGAUGGGGCUGCUGAAGGGCGGCAACAAAUCGCGGGGGUCGUCGCUGCAUGGGAACUUGCACGCGACGUAAUCAGCAAAGAGACGGAAACGCGAGCAGAGGCGAAAGUGUUAGGCCAGCCGCGAAUCUUGCAAGUCACAGAGAGGCAAGCCAUGCUCAAGGCGGUAGCGGCCGUUCACGGGCAGCUGGGAGAGUCGGAGACUCCAUCGUCUGAGUACCUCGCUCUCAAGUGCGAGGAGUGCGAAGCCAAUGAGCCCCAGGCUUCAACCUUGGAUGCCAUAACUUCGAAGAAGAACACGCUCACCACGAGCAUCCAGUCCAGCCUUGACGCUUCGGGGCGAAUUCAUAUUACUCAGCACAAAUCCAAGAGUGAGCUCCCGACUACUACAGAAGCUUAUCGCAAGGUCCUUCGCGUGGAAGCUUUCACAUGGCUGUGCAUGGCAUCCCGCUUUAAAUCCAAGCAGUGGCUUCAGGAUCUCAAGCUGUCUGACUUCGACCACUUCGUGAACUACAUCCUUGGCGAAAAGGUCGCGCAGCUCACAGUGCCUACUUCUCAUCAGCCAGCCGAUGAGACCUACUUCACGACGCCGCUCGCCUUGUCCAUCAUUGAGCGACCACGCAAGUGGCACAAAGGCAAGGGCAAGGGCAAGGACGGUGAUGUGGGCUCUUACCUUCAGUCGUUGGGCAAUGUCACUAAUCUUCUUCAGUUCGAUCUUCAGCGCUCCACGGAGCAUGACUUGACUAAGGAAGGCUUGUGGCAGCACAUCUUUCAAUUGCUUGGCGAAGGGGAUUGGAUCCUCAUUGUGGAGCAGGCUAAUUAUUUUCUUGAUCAGACCGUGACGGCAUGUCAACUUGCAUGGCAGUAUGUCCUGGAGCACCCGGAGGAUCUCGGCGCGACGCCGGAUCACGAGUUACCGGCUUCCAUUUGGCAGCUACCAGCUCUGCGUGAGCUCCAGGCCUUUGUCGAGCAGCCUCCGCCUUUUGCUUCAUGGCCACGCUUCGACUCCAGCGAUCGCUACGUGGGGUCCGCGUGCAAAGGCUUCCCGGCUUCCACUGAAGCAUUGGCAUCCUUCGUGCGUAGCAACAUGCCCGGGCACCCCUUUACCACGAUUAGCCUUUACCUUAACACCGGCACCAAGCCCCACAAGGACUCCAGGAACGCACCUUUGCCCAAUGGGAUAAUAGGGGUUACUGACUUCGUAGGAGGAGAGAUCUGGGUCGAGGCCCAGGAUGGGGAGUCUGUUCAGAUUGUUGACGGUAAGCGCUUAAGUGGUCACCUUCUUCCGAUCAGUGAGACACCCACCUACAUACAUGCUUACCGCGAUCUUCACCUCACAAUGCCCUGGAAAGGUAAGAGAUUGGUCAUCAUAGCUUUCAGUGUAUCGGAGCAUACUCAGGCAUGCGAUGAGGAUCUCGCGUUUCUUCGCGGGCAUGGUUUCGUCCUUCCGGGCGAAGAGCACAGUGCUGAUCUUGAGGCGGUCCAGUCAGAUGAUUCGGAGGUGCUGGAGGGGGGCGAGGUCGAAAGACCGGAGCCCUUCAAGCAUCAGGAGUGCCACAACAUCGGGCUGCCUUUGAACCUCGAGUGGGAUGGCAAAACUCAGCCGAUCACGGAUGGCUUUGGACUCUGCUCACCCACUAGAUGGCCUCCGGAAGCCAGGGGGGGCCUGCUGCCCAAGCAGGCUUUGGAGUUCGCCACUGCCAUGCAUCAAGUGCUUCGAGACUUUGUAGCGGACGUCGUGCCUGAUAUCAAGCGCACGGCGAUGGAGCUUGCGCUAGGCCGCCUUAAGGAAUCACCUUUCACUCCCGAGAUGUUAAGGGUCCUUAGGAAGGAGUGGUUUAGUUGCAUAGAGGCUGCUUCGGGAGGCAAGUGUACGGAUCUUGAUGUGGUGCCGAGUGGCCAGCCAUUCUUCUUGCAUGCUGUGUCUGCGACAGCGCGGCUGUUGCAGGACCCAGAUUGGAAAGCCGUGUACGAGUACAAACACAAGUCCCGCAAGCUCGAUGAAUCGGAUGUCGAGUGGCAUCGCGAGAACUAUUCGUCGGCAAACGAAACGUCGGAUCAGCUUGAGAAGAAGUUUGCAGAGGAAGAGGCUCUUGGGCGCAUGGCGCCUUCCACGCUGCCGGAGGUAGUUCACCUUGUGCGUAGCGCAAAGCAAAGUCAGGAAGCCACCUUUUGCCUCACCGGCGAUGUGACGGCGGCUCACAGGUUGUUCCUUGUCAGAGAGGCCGACUGGCCUUUGUUGUGCUGUAAGGUGCGCAACGACACGCCGGUCGUUUGGUACAACAAGGUAGGAACGUUCGGUAUUUCAUCAUCCGCCUUCCUUUGGUCUAGAUUGUUCGGAAUCAUCGGCCGCUGCACCGCGCGCUUUCUUUUGACCUUGUGGUUCUAUCACCUCGUCUUCGUAGAUGAUGUUCACGCCAACUUCGCAGGAAGGGAGAAAUUUCAUCAUUUGCUCAUGUGGCUAGCAUGCUUCGAGAUGUUUGGCACACCUUUCGCAUACAAGAAGUUCCGCGGUGGGCUCACUUCGGCUUUUGUGGGUUACGAACUUUCUUAUCCAGACCAGAGGGUUGGAAUUUCGGAAUCGCGGGGCCAGUGGCUCUUGAAAUGGAUCGCUGAGGCUCGGUCCUCUAAGUUUGUUGUUUCGGUUCGCAGGUUUGCUGAGUUCUUAGGGAGACUGGGCUUCGUUGCUCGGCUUUUGGUUUGGCUUAAGGCACACCUUGCGCCGCUUUACAGCUGGAGGGCAGCGGUGAACGACAGUUCAGUCGCUCGGAUGCCCGACACCGUCAUCCUUACUCUUGAAUAUCUUGACCUCACGUUCAGGGACAUGACGUUCAAGGUCGCCGCAGCAAGAUCGGUCAAGAGAGCAGGCGUGGCCUUCCGCGCUGAUGCAAAGUGCGCGGACGGGUACGUGGUCCUUGGGGGUUGGGAUUGCGCAGGCACAACUCAGGAGUCCAGAUGGUUCUCACUUCGACUUACUCCCUCAGAGGCCCCUUACCUCUUUGACUCAGAAGGUCACAGUCAGUGGGCUUCGGCAUCGGCUGAAUUGCUGGCCACGCUGGCCGCACUGCACAUCUUCGGUCACCUUGAAGCCGGGCCAACUAGGCGUUUGAUGAAGGUUGAGGUUUUAGCUCAGACGGAUAAUAAGUCUAACGAGGGCUUGACUCGCAAGGGUUCUACAACGCGCUGGCCCUUGCUCAUGGUGAACAUGCAGCUCACCCAUGUUCUCAUGAAGGCCGGCUUGCGGUUGAACUUGGGAUGGCGUCCACGGGACGAAAAUCAGGAGGCCGAUGAUUUAACCAACGAAAUCUUCGACCGUUUCUCUGAGGAGUUGCGGGUCCCAGUGCAGUACUCCGAAUUGCCGCUUUCCUUUCUUCACACUCUUUACGAAGCCAGGCGUGCACAGCUGAGCAGCCGUGAAGUGGAUUCCAUCCGCGACACGGUCGGUGGCAGGCCACGCUUCAGAGGCAAGAGAAAGAGAGAGAAGUCUCCUUGGUGA